UGGGCAAAAGAAGUGUCAAUCUGCUUUCUUUCAAUAGGGUUGAUCCACUUUAAUAACACAGGGGCGGGGCCUAAUCUAAGCCACGCCCCUUUAUUCCCCCUCCGACGAAGGAGGAAAUGAAACUGCCGCCGGCAGCAGAGAGUGAGUGACGCAUGCGCAGACGUGACAUUGGAGUUUCGAACUUCUUUGGAGGAGUUUUAAAAGUUUCAGGUGAGUCGCUGUGUUUCUUUCCUGGUUGGGGACUAACUGGGAUUGAAAGAGGAGAGUGAAGACUGGCUGGUCUCUAAAAUGAUGGGAAUCUAAUUUCAUCCAUUCAUCAUCCCCAAAAGGGGGUGAUGAUACAUCUGAAGGCAAUACAUUUUUCUCCUGUUGUUGAGUGUCAGCAUCUUCUUCAUGGCCAAGAGCCCUCUACCCGACAAGAAAUCCGUAAAAGAGGAAACACGCCUGGUGCUGGAAGCGUUCCUGCAAAGGACUGCGCUCAACGGAAGAGCCCCAGGCCACGUGGGCCGGAGCUACCAUGACCCCCAAAGUUAUAUAUAUAGAUCUCCAACUGAGCAUGCCCCGAACUGUCCAACCUGGACCACUGUCCAUGAGGAAAUUAACCGUGCGGAGGAGAAGAAGCAUGGCUUCAGCACCAGUUUCAAGCGUUUGUUGCGGCGUCGACCCAGUCCGCAGAAAACCCCGGACACCCCGUCUCCCUCUAAGGACCCCUUAAAGCGGCCCAAGGCAGGGGGAGAAACCGGGGAGAAGGCCCGCCAGAAACGCUUCUCCUUCAAGAAUCUCCUGAAGAAGAAAGGAUCCACUUCGGGGGAGUCCGCGAACGGCCCUGCUCCCCCCCAGCGCCCGAACACUUUGCCUCUUGUCCACUGCUAUUGUGGAGGUCAACCAGUGGAGCAACAGGGAGCCCAGGCAGCAGAUCCUAAUGCUGAAGGUGCUGAAUUUUACACACUGGUGGCCGAGAAACUGGACCACUUGGUGAAACAGCAACAGUCGAUCAGCCCUGCGAAACCAAAAACCUGGCCUCUUUCCAAACAGCAGCUCAACUCGCUUGCCACAGACACACGAUCCAGCACACCAGUCAGUUCACAGGAAGUGCCAGUGGAACUGGAUGAGAAGCAGAAAGAGCAGAUCAUCCAGAAACUGAUUGCUGUCCUCGAAGAGCAGGCUGGAAACAUCAAUGCAAAGAUUGAAGCUGACCCGUUUCUACGCAACUCCCUUGCCCGCCUCUCAUAUGGCAGCUUCUCCCGCCUGGCAGAGGCCUUCACUUCACGUCCCACGCCUGGCGUUCCCAGUCCACAGCUAGCCAAGCUGGCUCUCACCAUGGAGCUGACACGGAAAGUGGCCGGCAUCAACAGCCACGCAGUACACACCCUCAUGGGCUACAGCUUGCAGUAUAUGGAUAUGUUUAUACCUUGGCUGCAGCAGCAAGGUGGCUGGGAGAAAAUUGUAAACCAAGAAGAAAUAUUUGACCUGCAGCUCGACUAGUUCUCAAUCAGUGCCAGAGAUGGGAGACAGAAGAGCCUUUGGGAGUUUUGUUUUUAAAAAAUGACUGCUGGUGGAACUAUUAGCUUUUUUUAUAAAAAAAAUCCUCAAGAAAGAUUCCACCUCCUCCUCUUCCAAAGUGAAAGCCAAUCAAGGAAAGAAGUUGUCUUAUGAACACUAGGUAGAGUUUGGCUUUUACUGUACUUCUGGGAUCAAGAAAUCGGCAUUGAUCCGUUGUGAAUGACAUCAACAAUUGCACUACUUGACGAACUGUGUAUAUAAGACAAGACAGUUCUUGUAAAAUUUGGGUUUUUAUUUUUGAUGAUGACACUUUAAAUGAAGGAGAAAGGAAGAGUCAGACAAAUUGCAUGAAAUUUUACUUUGCUAAUGUAAAAAAAAAAAAAGGACUUGUUAGAUGUGCUGGUUUAUUCUCUGCGACAGAUUCCCCCAACCUGGUGCCCUUUAGAUAUCUGAAAUACAGUCGCCCUACACGUUUGUGGAUCCGACAUUUGCGGAUUUGAUUAAAAUGUUCUAGGAUUCUCUCCAUCCUCCAGUAUAACUCUGUGAUUAACUUUGUUGGAUGUUGACUGUAGAGUCAUGUUGGGAGGACGUAGAACAGGCAUAUGCAAACUUUGGCCCACCA
Messenger RNA from Anolis sagrei ordinatus, 2125 nucleotides. RefSeq names its product BCL2 like 12 (gene BCL2L12). NCBI's taxonomy places the organism in Eukaryota, Metazoa, Chordata, Lepidosauria, Squamata, Anolidae. The record is from RefSeq and is a predicted model, not a curated record. Gene Ontology annotation, biological process: regulation of extrinsic apoptotic signaling pathway.